Messenger RNA from Coffea arabica (coffee), 512 nucleotides. RefSeq names its product probable apyrase 4. Gene Ontology annotation, cellular component: membrane. Gene Ontology annotation, molecular function: nucleoside diphosphate phosphatase activity. NCBI's taxonomy places the organism in Eukaryota, Viridiplantae, Streptophyta, Magnoliopsida, Gentianales, Rubiaceae. Gene Ontology annotation, biological process: nucleoside diphosphate catabolic process. The record is from RefSeq and is a predicted model, not a curated record.
UACCUCGGGAGUACUGGAGGGAGACUAAAAUUAGGCUAAUGGCAACUGCUGGUUUGAGGAUGUUGGAGAAAGGAGUUCAAGAUAGGAUUUUGGAGGCUUGCCGAACCGUGUUGAGGGGCUCGGGUUUCAGGUUUUACGAUGAUUGGGCAUCCGUUAUUUCCGGUUCUGAUGAAGGUGUAUAUGCCUGGGUCGUUGCUAAUUAUGCCCUUGGCACUCUAGGAGGUGAUCCUAAGCAAACAACUGGUAUUAUUGAACUUGGAGGUGCUUCAGCUCAGAUGCUGAGGAAGUUAAGUAAACAGCUGAAUGGUGAGGAUUGGAUGUGGAACAACCUAAAUACCUUGCUGGGCAAUAGGAUCUAUAUCAGGAUCAAUGAUGGAGGAACAAGUGAAAACAAGUUUCUUGUGAUGGUGAUACGUGAUUUGUUAAACCUUUGUGAGAUUACAAAAGGCAAAGACAACAAAGUAGUUAUUGCAAGUAAUAUAAUGCAAAUGACCGUGAACUCUAGUUUUUGA